UUCAGUUGAGCUCACUAAAUUGUUCAUAUAGUAUACAUCUUGGCAAUAACAAUAUGUUUCAAAUCAACAAAAACGCCUUUCGCGGAAUUGAAUCUCAUAUUGACGGAUUAUAUUUAGAUACAAAUAGUCUACACUCGCUACCAGAGGCUGUAGGUUCGAUUUUGAAUCUGAAAUUACUAAGGCUAUCUGGAAACCCAAUUUUGUCAUUGAAUCCGUCAGUCAUGGCUAAAAUUGGACAUUCUUUAACAGAAAUUUUUUUCGGAAUGGCUUCUUUUCAGCAAUGGCCGAGCGAGCUCCGUUUCUUAAAUGAAUUACAACAACUAGGGCUAUCUGAUAUACCCUUUCAGAGUUUGGAUUCAGAUGCAUUUCAUGGACUUACACAUGUGCUUUAUUUGACAAUAGCACGCUCUAAUUUAAAAAAAAUCCCAAAUGCAGUAUGUACUCUUUCUGCUCUUACCUCUUUACAAAUAACUGAGAAUUACUUUUUCAAUGAAAGCAAAUCGGACGUCUUUGAACCAUGCAUUAAUAUAACCGGAACGUCAAAUGUACAAAGUAUUACUUAUACAUACAAUCGAGUUGAUUACUUUCCAAAUAUUUUAACAAUGAUUCCUUAUGUACUCGUCGUAAAUAUGCACAACAACGAUAUGAGGUUUAUGGAUGCAGAUAAGUUUGAAGAAAAUGUGUAUGUUGGUACGCUUACUUUAUUUUGGAACAAGUUUAGAAAAAUUCCCAGAGGCUUGAAUAUUUUUAAAAUGCUUAAUUAUUUGGAUCUUGAUUUUAAUUUGAUAUAUAGCAUUGAGGACAAUGACCUUAUUGGAUUACGCAGUUUAACCAGCAUUCAUCUAGCGUACAAUCCAAUUCAGUUCAUCACGAACAAGGCAUUUCAAAACAACAUGAAACUCACGUUUGUAAACUGGUCACAUACAUUUCUGACCACCAUACCUGCCGCAGUAACCAUGUUACCGGAUCUACAGACUUUAGGUAUUGAAGCCAAUGACAUCGAAUGCACGUGCGACCUGGCCAGUCUGAAGAAUUGGAAUGUGUCUUACAUACAAAUAGACGGACUAUGUUACCUAACGAAUGAACCUAUUGAGAAGUUUAUCAAGACCUAUAUCGACGCGGGUAAGUGCUAGCCCGCGAAAAACGAUGACAGUCCAUAACAGAUUCUAAAGAUAACUUUAGACACACAUCCGCGUGAUUUGCAUUCAACUCUUAAUUUAUUUUAGGUGAUAGCAUGUGUAGCAGCAUUUACAAACGGUUUUGUUAAAAAAAAACUCGAUUCACUUGGUUUAAUAUGGCACUAAUAGCCAUCAUUGUUAUGUUUGCAUGCUUUGGAUAAGUGGCAUGUUAAUCUCUUUGAUUCACAUUCAUUGAAAGAUGGAAUUUUAACUAAAAUGUAAAUAAUUCAUUAAUAUCUAUAAUACUUAAAUUAUUAAAGCAUGUAUAAUGAACCGGGUGUUUGAAUUAUACUUUCCUUGUUUAAGUGUGUUUUCUAAACAAAAUUGCGGUUUUUAAUUUGUGUAUGUGCCACUAAUGAAUGUGCAUUGUGAUAUUUUGAUUUUGCCAUAAUUGUGUGUUGUGACAAAAUUAUUCCAUGCGAAACAGUGAUCUGUGUACAUUUCAUAUUGCUGUAUGUAGGAAGUAUUCAAUAAAAAUUAAU
Molecule: messenger RNA, 1660 nt
Organism: Dreissena polymorpha
Lineage: Eukaryota; Metazoa; Mollusca; Bivalvia; Myida; Dreissenidae
Product: leucine-rich repeat-containing G-protein coupled receptor 4-like
Exons: 1
Coding region: 54-1133 (359 amino acids)
Molecular function (GO): protein binding
Source: RefSeq, a predicted model, not a curated record